Molecule: messenger RNA, 3216 nt
Organism: Ceraceosorus bombacis
Lineage: Eukaryota; Fungi; Basidiomycota; Exobasidiomycetes; Ceraceosorales; Ceraceosoraceae
Source: the annotation of a GenBank genome assembly
AUGGGUAAGAAGCACGAAAAGAAGACGGCCAAGGGGUAAGUAGUGCGGCUCAAGAGCUGACAGCAAGCAGCCGAAGUGAUUCACUUCUGCAAGGUGACUAACGCCGCCUGCCCGAUUUGUAGUCGUCUGGACAAGUUCUAUUGGCUUGCCAAAGAGCAAGGUUUCCGAUCUCGAGCUGCGUUCAAGCUGGUACAACUGAACAAGAAGUUCAACUUUUUGGAGGGAGCCCGAUGCUGCAUCGAUCUUUGUGCUGCACCUGGUGGUUGGCUGCAAGUGGCGAGCAAGUAUAUGCCACCCAACAGCUUGAUCGUCGGUGUGGACUUGGUACCGAUCAAGCCAAUUCCUAGAUGCGUCACUUUUGCCGAGGAUAUCAACAGCUUCAGAUGCCGGGAUCAGCUGCGGAACGAGCUGAAGGACUGGAAAGCUGAUAUGUAAGUCUCAGAUGCAUCAGCACACGUAGAAAGCUGUCUUUGGAGGACAACGCUGACGCUCAUCCCACGUUUCGAUAGCGUUUUGCAUGAUGGUGCUCCAAAUGUUGGUACAGCUUGGGUGCAAGAUGCAUAUCAGCAAGCCGAGCUCGUGCUUGCCUCAUUGCGUCUUGCAGUCGAAUUCCUCGCUCCUGGUGGAUCGUUCGUGACCAAGGUCUUCCGAUCCAAAGAUUACAACAAUCUUCUCUGGGUCUUCAAUCAGCUGUUUGGCUCAGUGGAAGCAACCAAGCCGCCCUCUAGUCGAAACGUAUCUGCUGAAAUUUUCGUGGUAUGCACGGAGUACAAGGCUCCCAAGAGGGUCGAUCCCCGCUUCCUGGAUCCGAAACAUGUCUUCAAAGAUUUGGAUCCGGCCGCUUUGAGGGAUGUCGACGCUGUAGCAGCUGCUCAAGACGGACAAGCCGAAGGUUCCACACCCUUCCUGCCGCUCAAAGGGGAAAAGGGUGCCAGCGCGCAGAUCAACGUGCUUCAGCCCGAGAAACAGAGGAGGAAGAGGGAAGGAUAUGAGGACGGCGUGCAUAUUCUGUACUCCGCUCUCCCGGCCCGGAAGUGGGUGGAAGGACCUCACGCAAUUGAUGGGCUUGGCGCAAACAAUGAGAUCACCUUUAAGGACGCCGCAGAUAAGGAGUAAGUCGCCCCGCUGUCCAUGAUGCAAUCGACGCAAAUUUCUCUUGCUGAUUCAAUGCAUCUGCAAUAAUAUCAGACUGUUGGCACACGAGAAGACCACAGAGGACAUCAAAGCAUGCUGUGCAGAUCUCAAGGUGCUCGGCAAAGGCGACUUUAGGAAUCUGCUCAGGUGGCGCAUCGCCAUGCGUGAGCAUUUGGGUCUGGAAGCACCCGUCAAGAAACCCGGAGAAAGCACAGUCGAGGUGGUUGAAGGGGAGUCGAAGGAGUCUGUGGACUCAGAUCAAGAGAUCGGGGAAGAAUUAGAGAGGCUCAAUGAAGAGCGCAACAAAGCUUUGAGGAAGGAGAGAAGGAAGCGGAAUGAAGCUAGAGCGAGAAAAGUCCUCAAGAUGCAGCUUCACAUGAACACUCCUAUGGACAUUGGUCAGGAGAUCACUGAUGAGACCUUGCAGGGAGGCACAGAGGAUGUCUUUGACCUGACUCACAGAAGGCAAUCCCUCGCUUCUGACGACAGCUCUGAAGGGGAAUCCCAGUCGGAAGAGGAUGACGAGUCCGAAAAUGAGCUGGAAAGACUGGACAGGCUGCAGGGAGGACUGGAUGCCGCGUAUGAUGCGUACAAGGAGAGGGUGGCGGAACGGGACGCGAAGUGGAGAGCACGCGAAGCGCGGAAAGCCAAUCAAAAUAGAGAGGAGUGGAGUGGGUUCAGCGAGCCUGCGCAGGAAGGGCAAGCCGAUGACAGCGAAGAAGAAGAGAGCGAGGGCGGCUAUGACUUGGUCACGAGGCGCAAAUUGAAGGAAGAAACUUACAACACCGACGAUGAGGAGUCUGAUCUUGAAGAUUUGGAGCACCGCAAGGCAGUGCUUGCAGCCUCAAAUGGAAGUCGAGAGCCCAACAAUGCUUUGAAAAGGAAAGCCAAGGCGCAGGAGCAAGACUCGGAUGAUGAGGAAAUUGAGACUGGCAACCUAAUUACAACCUUGGAAAAAGGGACGGACCGACAGGCAAGGCAAAGCAGACAGGCCGCCAUAUGGUUCGACAAUCCUCUGUUCAAAGGAGUCAAUGGUCUGGACUUUGGAGCCGGCGAUGACAAUAAUGAUGACGAGGAUGAAGAGGAGGAGGAGGGCAGCACGCAAGAAGGAGAUGAUAGCAGCGAAGAAGAAGACGAGGGUGGUGAUGGAGAUGAAGAGAUGGAUUCUGAUGUCGAAGUAGUGCCUCGCAACGUGGCCGACGAAGACAUGGACGACUUCGAAGGAGAAUGGCGUCAUGGCGAUGAGGAUCAAGAUGAAGUGAAGCGAAAGCUGAUCGAACGUGAGUGCAAGGCAGCGGGUUGGUCAGAGAGACAGAGGCAGGUAGCAGAGCCGACAGCUGACUGGACGCGUUUGAUUGCACACACAGGGAAAGGCCUGACCACCGCCGAGGCCAUGACGCUGGCUCAGCAGUUGGUGAAUCGUGAAAAGACCAAGUCGGAUUUGAUAGACAUGGGCUUCUCCAAGCACAAUUUUGCCGAGAAGACUGCAGAUCUGCCAGCGUGGUUCUUGGAGGAUGAAGGAAAGCACUACAAGGCCAACGUGCCAAUCACCAAGGAAGCCAUGGCCGCUCUGCGGGCUCGUCAACGAGCGCUAGAUGCCCGACCAAUCAAGAAGAUUGCGGAAGCGAAAGCGCGCAAAAAGUUCAAGGCUGCCCAAAGGCUGGAGAAGGCGAGGAAGAAGGCCGACAACUUGAACGAUACCGUCGACGUUUCUGAACGAGAGAAGGCCAAGGACAUUGAAAAGGUGCUCAGCAAGGCUAAUAAACCUACAAAGAAAAGACAAAUCACCACCGUCGUUGCCAGAGGUCCGAAUAGGGGUCUCAAAGGCCGACCCAAAGGCGUCAAGGGCCGUUACAGAUUGGUCGAUAGGAGGCAAAAGAAAGAAAUGCGAGCGCAGAGUGAGUUCAAAGAGUGCCAUCUUGCCCGAUGCGUUGUUUGUGGCAAUACGGUGCAUCGCAUCCUCGACUGAACAUCGCGCCUUGUCUUCAUAUCACAGAACGCCGAGACAAGAAAGCUGGCAAGAAGACGGUCAGCUCCACUUCGCAGAAGAAACGCGUGCCCAACGGUUAUGGGGGGCGUUGA